Messenger RNA from Paramecium sonneborni, 276 nucleotides. The record is from the annotation of a GenBank genome assembly. NCBI's taxonomy places the organism in Eukaryota, Ciliophora, Oligohymenophorea, Peniculida, Parameciidae.
AUGAGCACUUUUAGUUUAGAAAAGAAUCGAUUUCAUUAAAAGGCUUGUGAAAAGAGACGAAACAGAUAGAGUGAUAACUUUAGUUCACAAUUUAAAAAUUAAUAAAGAGAAAAUUUCAUUGAUUAAAAGACCUAGACUUUACAUAAGGAUCUCGAUUCAUCUUAUACAUAGGCAUCAGAUCAAGAAAAUUUAAGUCUUAACAAUAUACCUAAAUCAGUUCGAGUAAAUUUAAUUGGUUAGUUAAACAAUAAAUUUGGAAGAGGAUCUCUUCAAUGA